Molecule: messenger RNA, 1618 nt
Organism: Drosophila willistoni
Lineage: Eukaryota; Metazoa; Arthropoda; Insecta; Diptera; Drosophilidae
Product: skin secretory protein xP2
Exons: 3
Coding region: 182-1423 (413 amino acids)
Biological process (GO): positive regulation of transcription by RNA polymerase II
Cellular component (GO): RNA polymerase II transcription regulator complex
Molecular function (GO): transcription coactivator activity
Source: RefSeq, a predicted model, not a curated record
AUGAUGAUUAUGAUUGUCGUUGCGUUGAUGAUGACAAUGGUUGAUCAGGUUGAUCAUUACAUGGUGCAACAGUUGGGUAUAAAAGCGAGAAGUCGCCCAUAGUUAGGCAUCAGUUGAGCUUGAGGAGUGUUAGGAAUCUUGUCAACCCAAAACCAAAACCCUAAGUGGAUUAAUAGGAAAAAUGAAGGUUUUCGUGUGUUUGUGCGCCUUGUUUGCUGUGGCUAAUGCCGGUUUCCUGGGUCUCUUGGGAGGCGGUGGUGGUGGCGGCGGCGGUGGAGGCAGCUCUGGCGGCGGCGGCGGCGGUGGAUGGAGUUCCGGUGGUGGUGGUGGUGGCGGCGGCGGUGGCUCAUACCACGGUCAUGGCAGCGGCCCAGUACAAGUUGUCAAGGUCAUCCAUCAGCAAGGCGGUUCGGUUGGCAGCAGCUAUGGUGGUGGCGGUUAUGCUGGCGGUUACAGCUAUGAGCCAUCUCCACAAAUUUAUAAGGUCAAGGUUAUUUCCGGUGGCAGUAGCAGUGUUUCCGCUCCUGCUCCUCUUUAUGCCGGACCCGCUCCUGUCUAUGGGCCUCCAGCUCCUGUGUAUGGUCCACCUGCUUCAGUUAAGGUCAUCAAAGUAUUGCAGGAAUCCGCACCAGUGUACGGCGGUGGUCAUUCUGUAGGUGAAUCUGCUGCCCCACAAAUCAUCAAGGUGGUUCAUCAGCAGGGUGGAUCAAGCGGCGGCGGAUUCAUUGGCGGCGGCUCUGGUUUUUCCUCGGGACCCGCCCAGGUCAUUAAGGUUGUGCAUGAAAACCACGAUGCCGGUCUCAGCGUGGGCGGUGGUGGUUCCAUUCUGAGCGGCCCUGCCAAGGUGGUGCGUGUGAUCCAUGAGCAUUCGGCCGCUGUUGGCCAGUCCUAUGCCGCUCCUAUUGAGGGACCCGUUGCAGCACCAGUUGCAUCAUAUUUGCCACCUGUUCAAGACAUUCCAGCUCCCGCACCAGUUUAUGCUGCUCCUGCCCCCGCACCAGUCUAUGCUGCUCCUGCACCAGCUCCAGUUUACUCUGCUCCUGCUCCAGCUCCAGUUUACUCUGCUCCCGCACCAGCCCCAGUUUACUCUGCUCCUGCACCAGCUCCAGUUUACUCUGCUCCCGCACCAGCCCCAGUUUACUCUGCUCCCGCUCCAGCUCCAGUUUACUCUGCUCCCGCUCCAGCUCCAGUUUACUCUGCACCCGCACCAGCUCCAGUUUAUGCUGCCCCCGCUCCUGCACCAGGUCCAGUAUAUUCUGCUCCUGCUCCAGCACCAGUGUAUGCUCCUGCUCCCGCCCCAGUCUUGAGUGUGCCACACCCCGCACCAGCCCCAAUCUUUGCCCCAGCUGCACCUGUCAUCGAGGAGGCUCCCUUGCCCGUAGGUCAUGUGCCCGCCCCGGCAUACGGACCUCCUCAGUACUAAGAAGACUGCCCACACACCCACCACCCAUACACUCAUACACACUGAAGACCUCCGACCUUCCUAUAUAUUUCUAUUCUAUCGACACUUUUCCCUACACUCUUCCCAUAAGUUAUUUCAUAUUUUUUUUAUCCUUUAUUUUUUUUGCAUUUAAAAAUAGAAAAUAAACAAAAUAAAACAUACUAUUAAACGAAAAAA